CGUACAUUCAAUCCUACAUCGUACCAACUCACGCAUCAUGGCUCGACCAUCCAACCUCGAAAUCGUUCAAAAUCUCUACCUCGCGAACGAUAAUGCCGACUCAGAGGCUUUUUACAGGGAUCUCUCGCCAACCAUCACAUGGAAGGAAAGUGACGGCUUUCCAACACCAGGAGUGUUUCGCAGCAGGGCGGACAUUGAUCGCCAUGUAUUCAAUGUGCUCAGGCAGGAAUGGGACGGUUUCCGCUUUUCACUUGAAUACCUAGUGGACGGAAAUGAGCGGAUUGUCGCAGUCGGUACAUACCGAGGUACGCAUCGCAAAACAGGCCGGUCUUUUGAAGCUAGGGCAUCGCAUGUCUGGCACCUCCUCGAUGGAAAGAUUGAAAGUUUUGAGCAGUUCGCCGACACAUAUACAAUGCAAAUUGCAGCACUGUCUCCGGUUGACUCGGUUAGCGUAGCGUAAUUCGGCUGUCUCAAUAUACACUGAACCACCAAAUUUGCUUUUCUAGAUGUAUUGGGACGUGCAAUCAUGAAGGAGACUUCGGUAUUCUCGCACUAUGCUAGCUAAUUAACUCUACGCAGCAUCAACGCUGGCAGGUAAGGAGCUCUCUAGACACGCUAAGUUAGCCGAAGACGAGUAUCAUUGUACUCAAGUUAUGUGCUCUAUCUCAACCAAAUAUAUCUACCU
This is a messenger RNA of Paraphaeosphaeria sporulosa, 685 nucleotides long. RefSeq names its product NTF2-like protein. The transcript has a single exon. Lineage: Eukaryota; Fungi; Ascomycota; Dothideomycetes; Pleosporales; Didymosphaeriaceae. The coding region runs from base 38 to 460 and encodes 140 amino acids. The record is from RefSeq and is a predicted model, not a curated record.